This is a messenger RNA of Rangifer tarandus platyrhynchus (Svalbard reindeer), 1278 nucleotides long. NCBI's taxonomy places the organism in Eukaryota, Metazoa, Chordata, Mammalia, Artiodactyla, Cervidae. The record is from the annotation of a GenBank genome assembly.
AUGGCCCUAGAGGCCGCUGCUUCCACCCAGGAGCUCUUCACCGAUGUAGGGCUCUAUUUAUUUGGUGCGGAUGUUAAUCCUGAAGAAUUUGUAAACAGAUUCUUUGACAGUCUUUUCCCGCUGGUCUAUAAUCAUCUCAUUAACCCUGGUGUGACUGAGAGUUCCCUGGAAUACUCAGAAUGUAUUCGGACGGCCCGCCGGGACAUUAGCCCAUUUGGUAAUAUUCCCAAAAGAGUACUGGGACAGAUGGGGCGGUCGCUGCUGCCCAGUCGCACGUUUCUGCAGGCGCUGAACCUGGGCAUUGAAGUCAUCAAUACCACAGACCAUCUGCACUUCUCCAAAGAAUGUGGAAGAGCCCUGCUGAGGAUGCAGUACUGUCCACACUGCCAAGGCCUGGCUCUCACUAAGCCUUGCAUGGGGUACUGCCUCAACGUCGUGAGAGGCUGCUUGGCACAUGUGGCAGAGCUUAACCCACACUGGCAUGUGUACAUCCGGUCACUGGAAGAGCUGUCGGAUGCCAUGCGUGGGACCUAUGACAUUGAACACGUGCUUCUGAACUUCCACUUGCUCGUUAAUGAUGCUGUGAUGCAGGCUCACCUUAAUGGACAGAAGUUAUCAGAACAGGUAAAUAAGAUUUGUGGCCGUCCAGUCAGAACACCCACACAAAGCCCCCGUUGUUCUUUUGAUGGAAGCAAAGAGAAGCAUGGAAUGAAGAUCUCUAUAAGAAACGGUGAAGAGACACUUGCCAACAGAAGAAAAGAAUUUAUCAGCAGCCUUCGACUGUACAGGACGUUCUAUGGGGGCCUGGCUGAUCAGCUUUGUGCCAAUGAAUUAGAGGCCGUUGAUGGACUACCAUGCUGGAAUGGAGAAGACAUAGUAAAAAGCUACACUCAGCGUGUCGUUGGAAAUGGAAUCAAAGCCCAAUCUGGAAAUCCUGAAGUCAAAGUCAAAGGAAUAGAUCCUGUGAUAAAUCAGAUUAUUGAUAAACUGAGGCACGUUAUUCAGUUGUUACAGGGUAGGUCACCCAAACCCACCAAGUGGGAACUUCACAUGGGCAGUGGUGGCGGCAUGGUUGAACAGGUCAGCGGGGACUGUGAUGAUGAAGAUGGUUGUGGGGGUUCAGGAAGUGGAGAAGUCAAGAGGACACUAAAAAUCACAGACUAUUCUCAUCAUCAUACCAAAUUUUAUUUACUUGAGAAAGCCAGGACUCAGUCUCAAACUUUUAUCAUCCCUAUUCUCAACUACUUUCUGCUCCACAAACCACUUACCGCAUCAUAA